Molecule: messenger RNA, 1035 nt
Organism: Trichoderma reesei QM6a
Lineage: Eukaryota; Fungi; Ascomycota; Sordariomycetes; Hypocreales; Hypocreaceae
Exons: 4
Coding region: 1-1035 (344 amino acids)
Cellular component (GO): cytoplasm
Source: RefSeq, a predicted model, not a curated record
AUGGCGGCAACAGCACUUCCCACCAGACCUCUUGGCCGCAACGGCCCUCUUGUCCCAGCUUUGGGCUUCGGGGCCAUGGGUCUCAGCGUCAGUUACGGUCCCGCAGGCUCUGAUGAAGAACGCUUCAAGGUCCUAGAUCGUGCCUACGAGCUGGGCAGCACCUUCUGGGACUCGGCAGACGUCUACGGAGACAAUGAGGACUUGAUUGGCAAGUGGUUCAAGCGUACCGGGAAGCGUGACGGAAUCUUCCUUGCCACGAAAUGUGGUGGUUACCUUGAUUCUUCUGGGGGGUUUUCCGUUCGUUCGGAUCCGGAAUACGUGCGACAGGCGUGUGAGAAGUCGCUCCAAAGACUUGGUGUUUCUCACAUUGACCUAUUCUACCUUCAUCGGCUGGACAGGAAGACCCCUAUUGAGCUUACGAUCAAGGCUCUGGCAGAGUUGAAAGAGCAAGGGAAAAUCCGACACCUCGGUCUCAGCGAAGUCUCAGCCGCCACCCUUCGCCGCGCCCAUGCCGUCCAUCCCAUCACCGCCAUUCAAGUCGAAUACAGUCCCUUCUCCGUUGACAUUGAGAAGCCUGAGAUUGGCCUGCUCAAGACGGCCAGGGAGCUCGGCGUUGCGAUUGUCGCUUACAGUCCCCUGGGACGAGGCAUGCUGACGGGGCAGAUCAAGUCCCCUGACGACUUUGCCGAAGACGACUUCCGCAGGACUCUGCCUCGCUUCUCCAAGGAGAAUUUUGGAAAGAACCUGGCGCUGGCGGACAAGAUUGGGAGCAUUGCCGCUAGCAAGGGCGUCACGCCUGGACAGUUGACCCUGGCGUGGCUGCUGGCGCAGGGAGACGACAUCUUUCCCAUCCCUGGUACAAAGAAGAUCAAGUAUCUCGAGGAGAACUUGGGCGCUGUUAAUGUUACCCUCACAAAGAAGGAGGAGGAGGAGAUUCGCAAGGCAAUCGAUGAGACGGAAGUUACCGGGGGCCGAUAUUCUGACGCUAUGGCUGGCCAAUUGUUUGCCGAUACUCCAGAGCUUGAGAGGAAUUAA